UGAUGAACUAAGCGGAUUUGGAGGGGUGGUGGUCAGAAAAGGAUUGCAUGCACAAGGGUUACCAGGCUUCGAGACCAGUCAACAAUUGUAACUGUAACGAACAGCCGGGCGGCUUCAGUUUGUCAAUCCCUUUUAUGGGGGCUGAACAAAAGAAGAAGACUGCAUUCCACCAACACUGUGUCAGCAGUCGGCUGCAACCCGGACGAACCGAUGUUACAUGCCACACACAUGUGCAUUGCAUACCUACAAAUGGCAUACUCAAGGACCUAAACGGAUUCCGGACUUCUGAGUCCGCCCUCACAGGCUGUCUUGAAGAGUAUCACAGUCAGGAUUGCUCCGGAGUCGCAGGCAAAUAUGGCAUCAGGCAGCCGGUUGCUAGUCAGCCUUGGAAGUUGCCCCGAACUCAUAUAUCGCCAUUAACGAUAAUUCGGCUCAUCAAAUCGUAACCUACGCUCGGGAGGCCGUUCAACGUCCUGCAAAGACCGACCUCGAGAAACUUACAAUUGCUGCUCCUAAGUUUAAUGAUCGUCGGCCUUAGCCAAUCAGACGAAUACGUAGGGCCUUCGAUCAUUUGAAAAUCAAUGCUACCAAGACGAUGCUGCUCUCCACAGCUCAAGGGGUGGACGAUCCAGGGUGGACGAUCCAGAGUGGACUUAGCCUGGCUGCUGAUCAACAGCACCGGUGGAUGGAGGCACCGGUGUCCAAGAGGGAAGUUGACGAAGCUGUGACCACUACUUUAUCAAGAGCGCGCGCUUUUCAUGUGAUCUGCGUCUGGCACAUCCAACUAAUAAGCAGUCAGAGA
Molecule: messenger RNA, 802 nt
Organism: Diaporthe batatas
Lineage: Eukaryota; Fungi; Ascomycota; Sordariomycetes; Diaporthales; Diaporthaceae
Exons: 2
Coding region: 48-446 (132 amino acids)
Source: RefSeq, a predicted model, not a curated record